This is a messenger RNA of Trichomycterus rosablanca, 1962 nucleotides long. RefSeq names its product B-cell receptor CD22-like. The transcript is spliced from 9 exons. The record is from RefSeq and is a predicted model, not a curated record. The coding region runs from base 1 to 1962 and encodes 653 amino acids. NCBI's taxonomy places the organism in Eukaryota, Metazoa, Chordata, Actinopteri, Siluriformes, Trichomycteridae.
AUGGUUGAUGCUCAAGGAAUCUGUGAUGCUCAGGAUGGAUGGGGUGUGACUUACACUCAGAAAUCUACCUGUGCUCUAAAGGGAUCUACAGUGAUCCUGAGCUGCACUUACACAUACCCAAAUUAUUACAAAGUUCAAACAGUUUUCUGGACUAAGGGGGAGGUGGCCCGUGGUGAAGAGCCUCCUGAUCUGGCUUCAGACCCGGAGUACAGCGGUAGAGUUCAGUACGGAGACAAAUUGAAUAAAUGCACUCUCAAACUGUCUAAGGUUACAGAAAAAGACCAAAGGAGAUAUUACUUCAGAUUUAUAACUGAUCAACCUGGAGGAAAGUAUCAAGGUAAAGAUGGAGUUCAGCUUUACGUUACAGUUCUUCAGGUGGAGGUUCCAGAGACAGUAAAAGAAGGAGCUGCAGUAACUCUCAGAUGUAAAACAACCUGCACACUGACUGAUAAUCCAACAUUCACCUGGUACAGAAAUCAACAACAACUACAAACCACCAACUCCCACUCCUCUGAGCUUUAUCUGCGGUCAGUCAGGAUGGAUGAUGGAGGUCGUUAUCAGUGUGCUGUAGGAGAUCAUCGCUCCUCUGCUGUGACUCUUAAUGUAGGAUGUAUUCAGGUGGAGGUUCCAGAGACAGUAAAAGAAGGAGCUGCAGUAACUCUCACCUGUAAAUCAACCUGCACACUGACCUAUAAUCCAACAUUCACCUGGUACAGAAAUCAACAACAACUACAAACCACAACCACCUACUACUACUACCCCUACUACUACUACACCGAGCUUUAUCUGCAGUCAGUCAGGAUGGAGGAUGGAGGUCGUUAUCAGUGUGCUGUAGGAGAUCAUCGCUCCUCUCCUGUGACUCUUAAUGUAGGAUGUCUUCAGGUAGAGGUUCCAGAGACAGUGACUGAAGGAAGUGAUGUAACUCUCAGAUGUAAAAUCACCUGCAGACUGACUGAUAAUCCAAUAAUCACCUGGUACAGAAAUAAACAACAACUCCACACAGCCAACACCUACACCACUACCUACAGCAGUACCUACACCUACAACGAUCUUUAUCUGUGGCCAGUCAGGAUGGAGGAUGGAGGUCGUUAUCAGUGUGCUGUAGGAGAUCGUCGCUCCUCUGCUGUGACUCUUAAUGUAGAAUAUCCUCCAAAAAGAGUCUCAGUGUCCGUCAGUCCUUCAGGUGAAAUAAUGGAGGAAAGUUCAGUAACUCUGACCUGCAGCAGUGAUGCUAAACCAGCCGCCUCAUAUCAGUGGUUUGAAGGAACGAGCUACAAAGAAACAGGAGAAACGUUUACAAUCCACGAGAUCAGAUCUGAUGAUGGAGGAGAAUAUAAAUGUCGGGCCAGGAAUGAACUCGGAGAUCAGUACUCUACUGCUGUAAAUAUUGAUGUUCACUAUCCUCCGAGGAGCGUCUCAGUGACCGUCAGUCCUUCAGGUGAAAUAACGGAGGGCAGUUUGGUGACUCUGACCUGCAGCGCUGUUUCUAACCCCCCUGUGGAGAACUCCACCUGGUAUAAAGAACAAACCUAUAAAGGAAGUGGAGAAACCCUCACUGUUAGGAACAUCAGCUCUGAGGAUGGUGGAGAGUACAAGUGCAAGUGCAUCUAUAAACUACAAGCCAAAUACUCUGGUCCUAAAAUUCUAAAGGUUUUGUAUCCUCCUAAAAGAGUCUCGGUGUCGGUUAGUUCCUCUGCUGAACCUGAUCAGAGCGGUUUAGUGAAUCUGACCUGCAGUGCUGAUGCUGACCCCCCUGUGGAGAGCUACGUCUGGUAUAAAGAAGGUGGAAGCUCAGCUGUAGGAUCUGGACAGAGUUACGGCGCUCGGCCGGGUGAAUCCUACUACUGCCGGGCUCAGAAUAAACUCGGGGAGCAGACGGCGGCGGCGCAGUUCGUUACCUCGAUCGGUAUGGACGUUACUGGACUCCAGGUGCAGCUCUAUAUGCAGCGGGUGGAGUUAUAG